AUGGAACUGUUUGAAACCAGCCCUUACUUUUUCCCAGAGCAAAGAUUUUUCGACAAUGAAAAUUAUUUUUCCACAAGGCUCCCCACUUAUGAUCAGACUGGAUUUCAAGAUCGUGGCUCCAUGGGUAUUUGCACUGAUGGUGUUAUACUGCAAGGGACAGGCAUUGAAGAAAAGGACCACUGCCCUGGUCAAUGCCUGCCAUGGGCCUGCAAAAUGUGCAAACGGAAGACAGUGUCUUUGGACAGAAGACGAGCAGCUACACUGAGGGAAAAACGCAGGUUGAAGAAAGUGAAUGAAGCUUUUGAAGCCUUAAAAAGAAGCACUUUGUUAAACCCUAACCAGAGACUUCCUAAAGUUGAGAUCUUGAGGAGUGCCAUCCAGUACAUAGAACGCCUGCAAGCUUUGCUGGCCUCCCUUAACCAGCAAGAGAGGGACCAAAGAGAUUUGCUAUACAUAACUAAUGGAGCUCAGCGUGUGGUAAGCAUCACUGUUUAUGGAAAAUUAAUGAUAUAG
Molecule: messenger RNA, 513 nt
Organism: Staurois parvus
Lineage: Eukaryota; Metazoa; Chordata; Amphibia; Anura; Ranidae
Source: the annotation of a GenBank genome assembly